AUGACAACCAAGUCCAACUUCAAGCGGGCUGUGCCCCAGACGCAGCAGUCCGUCCUCGCGUCUUUGAGAACCACGCAGUUGGUCAACGACGAUUCGAAAGCUGUACUACCAGCCGAGCUCAUCAAUGCCAUCCUCGAUUACCUACCUGUCGCCGAUAUGUUCAGCUUCGCACGCACCUCGAGACGCAUGCGCGAGAUGGUGUACGAUGACACCAGGUGGAUACAAAGACUUAGAAGCAUGGGCUGCUGGAAUGAGGCCGAAGCAAAGCGCAGGUUUGAUGAAUCGAUGCGCAAGAAACUAGAGGCACAAAGAGCAGAGGAGGCCCGUAGAUCUGGCGUUGCGCUCAACGGUAGCACCAACGGGAUGCCCCCAGGUGACGGUAUACCCGGAAAGACAAGCAUGACGCUUUUUGAUGCCACGAUAGAGGAGGACAUGCUGCGGAAGUCGCAAGAACACAGAAAUAGACCACGAUCUACUACACUGGACAGGGGCUUCAAUGACAUGACCCUGUCAUCUUCCGGAACGUUGGCCCCAAGCUCGUACACUGUGGACCCGCAGGCGGCUGUGAAAGUUCUGUCAAAUGUGCGUUCUAUCAGAGGCAUGGCACGACAAGAGUAUGGAAAGGUCUACGGCGCACUGGCCCCAUUUUAUUAUGACUUGGAGCGGUCAAGAAGCCACACGGAUCCUGUACUCUUUCGGGCUUAUCGCGAUCCCGAACAACAAGCUCAAAUGCUGGCGCAGCUCAAGAUUUUUGCAAAGAGCGAUUACGCACAAGGUUGGAGUCAGCGGGAAGAGAAGCUAGACACCAUGACUGGCAUUUUUGAAAACGCUGUGCUCAGAGAAUUCGAGCAAGGCUAUGCAGAGAAAGACUUCGAUGGACGUAUGAAGAGAUUUGCUACUGUCUUGGUGGCUCUGAACGGAGGCGCGGCAUGUUUAGACUCUUUUAUUCACAACCACCCAUUGAUGUUGGAAAAGGAGAAGCUCGGUGACCCUGCAGAUUGCCUCCGCAACGAGGUUCUGACACUGGAACCAUCUCAUGAGUUCUUCAGAGGACUGGCGAGUGCACUUAACGAAGAGGCGGGCAUCAUCGACCGUGUCUUCCCUCCUGCGGUCGACGUACUACAAACCUUUUUCGAGCGUGUUGCGGACGAUGUCAUUGCCGAAUACAUCACAACUUUGUUCGACGAGGCUCACGAUAUAAGCAUUGAAGCGUAUCUCAAAGCGGUUGCGGGGGUUUAUGAGCAAGCAUUGCAACUAGCAGUUUCUUUGCAUCCUACCAAAGCAUCCAAGCCAGAUUUUGGGGAAGAGGCAAUGCGUAUUGUGUCUCGUUGCUUCGAGCAGCACAUCGACCUUUAUCUACAGGAGGAAUUAGAUUAUUUUAAACGAAAAUCGGCUGCAGAGGUCGACCUUUGGGAGAAGCGGCUGAUGGAGGAAGAGCAAAGCACGGAAACUCUGUAUAUGGCGAACGUCAACCGGAAAGCUGUCAAACAGGACUUUUUGUCGUCGUUCAAGAAGGUGGUCAUGAUGCCUGUCAAUGUACUCCCCACUAUUGGCGGGUCAAGUACUAGCAAGCCCUCCGAGAACAUAUCUGGAGUGAAUGGCAGUACUACUUUGGAGCCUACCUCAAGGAUUGGUACCCCAGCUCCGGGCGAUCGGUCGCCUACACCGCGAAUCGAAGCUCCGACGACCGAGCUUGCUGCCAAAGCAGCAAUCAUGAAUUCUCGGCUGGAAGGCAUCCGAUCGCUUUUCAGCAUUGAGGUGGCUCUGAAUCUGACACAUAUGGCUAAGUCUGGAUUAGAACGAGCUGCACGAUUUGUGAGACUUGGUGGCCAGUCUGGUGAAGAGGCAAAGGAGCAAUCUGAGCAGAUUUUCAUCAACCUUGUCCAGAUCCUGGGCAACCGUCAUAUGAAGUUGGGCUUUGAUAAGGCUGUCAGCCAUUUAGCUGACUACAAGCCGCGAGAGGUAGCGGAUCAUAGUAAAGAGGGUGUUGCACCGCUAGUAGCCUUCUUGGAGCUUGUCAACGUUGGCGACUUGAUCCAGCAGAUGGUUGAAGUAUUCUACCUCCAAGAGCUUGUCGCAGCUAACCUCACGGACCGUGACGACUUCCUCAGUCUUGCUGCCAAGGAGAAAAAGCGGUUCGAAGCCAUGUUGGAUGAACGGGUUGCUGCAGGUCUCAACAAGGGUAUUGAUGUGCUAAUGGACGAAGUGGAGUAUCUCUGUGGUACUACUCAACACCCGUCCGACUUCAAUCCCCCUGUUGGACCCAAUGGCCAGGUGCAGAUGUCUGAUAUCGGACCUAGCCAGACGGCUACAAAGAUUGUGGAGGUGGUGUCGUCACAUACAAACAUGCUCAUCGGUAGCACGGACAAGAAUGUCCUGGAUGUUUUCAAUCAAGAAGUGGGUGUGCGCUUGUUCACUGCUCUCUGCAAGCACUUGAAACGCCAGAGAGUUAGUGUGGAUGGCGCCAUCAAACUCAUCAGCGACAUGAACGCUUACAAUGCUUACAUCGUCUCACUACGCAACAAGCCUCUCAUGCAAUACUUCGCCGCGCUUCGCGAACUCUCUCAGAUAUAUCUCAUCGACGCAAAGGAAGCUAAGGAGAUUGCUACGAUUAUCGCAGACACGGAUCGAUAUCAUGGGAUAUUUCGAGCAGAGGAAGUAUACGAGUUUGCGGAACGAAGAGCGGAUUGGUACCAGAUCAAGAGUGCUGUGGAGAAGCAGAUGUACGGACGUCGCUUCUCGCUGACUGGACCCCGCUACGUCGGAACUACCGUUUUGAGGCGCCCGACCCAACUCGGCUGCACCUUCGCUGGCUGUCUCUCACCUCUUGAAGGUUAUACCGCAACCACUAUUGCUGGUCGCCAAGUGAGAGACUGGCCACUCGCCCGCCAUACGCGACACUUGAUAUACAUCUCCUACGCCUGCAUCACACAUCCCACUUUUGGUUCCAAGCCGCUGGUACCAGCUUGUGUUUGUUUGCACGACAUAGCCACCACGGAGGUCGGAGCUGGAUCUGAGCUCCGCGAGCCCCUCCCUGCCGCAGUGCAAGCUUCCUACUCGGUCAUCAUCGAUGAGAUCCUACGCGCCAGCGACAUCAACACCAUCUCUGCAAAGCGCAUACGGAAGGGUCUUCAGGAAAGAGUCGAGGAUGACCUUUCGCAGCAGAAGGAGCAAAUCACCACGCUCAUUAUGCAGCGCUUCGACAAGUUCAACAACGAGCAGAACGGCGGCUCCGAGGUUUCUGAACCCAUACCUACUGUCGAGAACGGCGCGAAGGCCUCCAACGACGACACCUCCGACGUCUCCCACAACAAGCGAUCGCCGCGCGAUGACGAGUCAGUGCUCUCUGAGGUUGAAGAUGUUGCACCUCCCAAGAAGAAGGUCAAGAAAACCAAAGUCAAAGAGGAGGAUGACGAUGCAGCUUUCGCGGCGAGAUUACAGGCUGAGGAGAACGCGCGCAUGGGCAGGGCGACACGCGGUGGGAACACAAAGCGGAAGGCACCUGCGCCAAAGAAGACCAAAACUAAGAAAAAGAGCUCUACCCGCAUCAAAGACGAGGAUGACAGCGACAUCGCAUCAGGGAGUGGGGGCGAGAAGAAGAGCCCAAGCCGAAAAGGUGGAUUCCACAAACCUAUGGCUCUUUCUCCAGCCCUUUCUGAACUCCUAGGUGAAACACAGCUCUCGCGUCCACAAACCGUCAAGAAGAUUUGGGAGUACGUCAAAGAGCGCGACUUGCAAGACCCAGCCGACAAGCGCCAGAUUCGAUGCGACGACGCCAUGCGCGCAGUCUUCAAACAGGACCGCGUUCACAUGUUCACCAUGAACAAGAUCCUCAACCAGAAUCUGUACGCCGUCGACGAAGUCAUCUCCACAUAG
This is a messenger RNA of Alternaria burnsii, 3876 nucleotides long. RefSeq names its product secretion pathway protein sls2 rcy1. Gene Ontology annotation, cellular component: exocyst; cytoplasm. The record is from RefSeq and is a predicted model, not a curated record. The coding region runs from base 1 to 3876 and encodes 1291 amino acids. The transcript has 7 exons. Gene Ontology annotation, biological process: exocytosis; Golgi to plasma membrane transport. Lineage: Eukaryota; Fungi; Ascomycota; Dothideomycetes; Pleosporales; Pleosporaceae. Gene Ontology annotation, molecular function: protein binding.